UUCUGUUGUAGUAAGUGUAAGUGCCGCCGUCUAUCGACUCUCUGUUCUGUGAGAAACACACAGGAAACUUGUGUAAAAAAAAAUCCGGCAUGAUCUACAUUUAAACGCCAAUUUGGCAGACGAAACCGCGAUUAUUGUUUCAAAUCGGACUACGGCCGAUAAUCGCUUUUCUCUGACCGGAGCAUGGUCCCACAGUGAAGUUAGAGGAUAGUUUCCUUGUGAAAGUGAAAGAGAGGAAGCAACUUGAGUUGUGAAGAUUGGAGUCGUUCUUCAGCUCCGGUGUUUCUCAUCCCUUGAGGUUGUGAGUUAAGAUGAGCAUAACCAGUGAUGAGGUCAACUUCCUAGUGUACAGAUAUCUACAGGAGUCAGGUUUCUCUCACUCAGCGUUCACCUUUGGCAUGGAGAGUCACAUCAGUCAGUCAAACAUCAAUGGCGCUCUGGUGCCUCCUGCUGCUCUCGUCUCCAUACUACAGAAAGGACUGCAGUAUGUGGAAGCAGAGAUCAGCAUUAUCGAGGAUGGCACACUUUUUGACUGUCGGCCGAUAGAGUCUCUGUCGCUCAUUGACGCUGUGAUGCCGGACACGGUCCAGUCCAGACAGUGGGCGUUCAAUGACAAACUCGAACCGAAGCUGCAAAACAACAGCACUAGCUCAACCGCUCAGUCUCAUGCUACUAAGAACGGGGAAGCCACGGCCAACGGAGACGAGAACGGCACUCAUGCACUUAAUCAUCACGAGGAGUUGAUGGAGAUGGACGGAGAGAUCCAGAUUCCUGCCGGCAAAGCCACAGUGUUGAGAGGUCACGAGUCAGAGGUCUUUAUCUGUGCCUGGAACCCUGUCUGUGACCUCCUGGCCUCGGGUUCUGGUGACUCCACAGCUCGUAUAUGGAACCUGAAUGAGAACAGUAACAGCGGCUCAACUCAGCUGGUGCUGCGUCAUUGUAUUAGAGAGGGGGGGCAGGACGUUCCUAGUAACAAAGACGUCACUUCAUUAGACUGGAACAGUGAUGGUACUCUCCUAGCAACCGGAUCUUAUGACGGUUUUGCAAGAAUAUGGACUAAAGAUGGUAAUCUGAGUAGCACACUGGGACAGCAUAAAGGGCCCAUAUUUGCACUCAAGUGGAAUAAGAAAGGAAACAGUAUUCUGAGCGCUGGAGUUGAUAAGACGACAAUCAUUUGGGAUGCACACACAGGUGAAGCUAAGCAGCAGUUCCCUUUUCAUUCUGCUCCGGCUCUGGACGUCGACUGGCAGAAUAACACCACAUUUGCAUCCUGCAGUACGGACAUGUGCAUCCACGUGUGUCGCCUAGGAAGUGAGCGACCGCUCAAAACCUUCCAAGGGCACACGAAUGAAGUAAACGCCAUUAAAUGGGACCCGUCGGGAACGCUGUUAGCAUCCUGUUCGGACGACAUGACGUUAAAGAUCUGGAGUAUGAAGCAGGAUUCAUGUGUUCACAAUCUUCAAGCUCACAACAAAGAGAUCUACACCAUCAAAUGGAGCCCGACGGGUGUUGGCAGCAACAACCCCAAUGCCAACGCUCUACUGGCCAGUGCGUCUUUUGACUCAACGGUGCGAUUAUGGGAUGUUGAGAGGGGCGUUUGCAUCCACACGCUCACCAGACACCAGGAGCCGGUCUACAGCGUCGCCUUCAGUCCUGAUGGGAAGUUCUUAGCCAGUGGAUCCUUUGAUAAAUGCGUGCACAUCUGGGACACUGUGAGCGGAGCUUUAGUGAACAGUUACAGAGGAACUGGAGGAAUAUUUGAGGUGUGCUGGAACAGUUUGGGAGAUAAAGUUGGCGCGAGUGCAUCAGAUGGAUCGGUCUGUGUUGUUGAUUUACGGAAAUAACGCUUGAUGAAUCUGAGGGUGGAUACAGGAUUGUGCAGUUUAAUGUCUUCACUACAUCUCUGCAGCUGUUGCUGGCCAUCUGAACUCGCAUUUCCUGCAUGGAGGCAGGCCGUUGAGACCUGCGACCUUACCAAGAAAUAAAACCCAGCUAUUUAAGAUGGUCAGAACGAGACCGCUUGUGCUGUUGGCGAUGUCAGUUCAGUGCACUAGAUGGACAGCGAGGAGGCUCAAGAGCCAAAAGCUUGAUAUGUAUAAGUUCAAGAGUUUUUGUUUUUUUUACUCGUUUGUAAUCCAGUGCCGUACACAUGCCAAUGUUGUUGGACAGAACUGGUGUUGGGUCAUUUUGGGCCCGGUUUCCAGUCACGGUUAUGAAGCCUGUUUGUAGAAAAACCGAUUUUGAAUGGAGAACAAUCUUUGGAAGUCACUUUUAGUCCAAUGCGAGGCUUAAUAUGUGCCCUCUUAAACGGCCCAUCAUUUGAAUCUCUCCUCGAUGAAGAAUAUUAAAAAUGUCAAGAGCUUAUUGUCGAUUUCUCUCAUCACCGGACUGGAACGAAAGACUUUUGAGUGUUUUCUAUCUUAACUGUAUAAUAUAGAGGUGAAUGAAGAAGUCGAUUGCAGAGGAGGUUAUUUUAUUAAAAUGUUUGAUUUUUGUAUUUGUUUAAGUGUAUUAUCUCCUCCAUUGGAUGUACAUUUAAUGAAUGUAAAGUUGUAAAUUAGAUAACUACACCGAUUUUAUUAACUGUGUUAAUAUGUUUAUAAACAUAAAAUCAGCUUUCUUCAGAAGCUACAUAUGUGUGCCUCAAAAUCUGUUGUCUUGUAAGUGGUAAAGGAACACUCCAGGCUGUGUGUGUGCAUUCUCGGGCCACUUAAUUUUAGUUUGAAAACGCAUUAGUUUUGCUACUUUUACGCCUCUCAUCCACCGUAGAAUGGCGUUAUCCUCCACUGAAAACUGAAGCAUUUCGAAAAAGCUCUCCAUUACUGCACACUAUGGAAAAUGAUGACGAUAGGAAAAUGAAAACGGAUUAGAGUGGAUGUGGCCUCCAAUGAGCUAGUGUAGACGCCUUCAUGUUUGUAUGUGUCGCGCUAUACAUACACGACGCUGUAACACGACAAACGGUACUAGCCGUUUUCAUGGUUGAGAUUGUUCAGGUAAACUGGGCCACUUUAUUAUUGCGAUAAAUGGUUAAACAUGGCCCAGUUUUCCUGAAUUCACCCUUGCUUGUCGCUUUAUCGCGUACUUCGGUAGGACACGGCGUUAACUCGGCGAUGGUGAAUGUAGCAUUGCUUUUAAACAGAGGCUGAUUGUGUUUAUAGUACCUGCUGUCAACAUGUGGUCUGUCUGCUGAGCAUUACCUUUGCGACACCGUCACAUUUUAAUUUGAAACAGGUGUUGAAAGCUAAGGUAUGCUUUGCAAGCCCAUUUGGACGGGUUUGAUGCAAACGCACUACAAUUGCUUUGCGAUUCAGUUUUAGCACAGUCAGCGGGAGGCAAACAGUACUAUAUACUAAUAGUGCUGACAAUGGAAUUAGCGUUGCACUAACUGUGUGGAUCACAAUUUGCAUCACGCUUUGCUUAUGACAAAAUUUGCAUUGUGCAUUUUGUGCUGAUGAUGAAAUUUGCAACCCGUGUACUGUGCUAAUAUCAAAACUUGCAUCAUGUUUACUGUGCCGAUGAUGAAAUUUGUAGCACACGUACUGUGCUGUGACAUGCUUUAUACUAUAAUGAUGAUGAAAUUUGGGUCCUGCGCUGUAUUAAUGAUUUGUCACGUGUACUGUGUGCAUACUGUGCUGCGCGUACUGUUGAUAACUAAAUUUGCAUCACGUUUGUGUUUACCAUGCUGAUAACGGAAAUUGCGUCGCGCAUACUGUUUAUGACUAAAUUUGCGUCACGUUUGUGUGUACUGUGCUGAUGACGAAAAUUGCGUCACGCAUACAGUGGUGAUAAUGGAAAUUGCGUCGCGCAUACUGUUUAUGAAUACAUUUGCGUCAUGUUUGUGUGUACUGUGCUGAUGACAAAAAUUGCAUCACGCAUACAGUGGUGAUAAUGGAAAUUGUGUCGCGCAUACUGUUUAUGAAUACAUUUGCGUCAUGUUUGUGUGUACUGUGCUGAUGACAAAAAUUGCAUCACGCAUACAGUGGUGAUAAUGGAGAUUGUGUCGCGCAUACUGUUUAUGAAUACAUUUGCGUCAUGUUUGUGUGUACUGUGCUGAUAACGAAAAUUGUGUCGUGCAUACAGUGGUGAUAACGGAAAUUGCGUUGUGCAUACAGUGGUAAUAACAAAAAUUGUAUAGCGCAUACAGUGGUGAUAACGAAAAUUGCAUCACGCAUACUAUGCUAUUGACUAAAUUUGCGUCGCGCAUACUGUGCUAUUGACAAAUUGCGUCGCGCAUACAGUGGUGAUAACGAAAAUUGCGUUGCGCAUACUGUGCUAUUGACUAAAUUUGCAUCGCGCAUACUGUGCUAUUGACUAAAUUUGCAUCGCGCAUACUGUGCUAUUGACUAAAUUUGCGUUGCGCAUACUGUGCUGAUGUCGAAAUUUGUGUCACGCAUACAGUGGUGAUAACAGAAAUUGCGUUGCGCAUACUGUUUAUGAAUACAUUUGCGUCAUGUUUGUGUGUACUGUGCUGAUAACGAAAAUUGUGUCGCGCAUACAGUGGUGAUAAUGGAAAUUGCGUUGCGCAUACAGUGGUGAUAGCGAAAAUUGCAUCGCGCAUACAGUGGUGAUAACGAAAAUUGCGUCGCGUAUACAGUGGUGAUAACGAAAAUUGCGUCGCGCAUACUGUGCUAUUGACUAAAUUUGCGUCGCGCAUACUGUGCUAUUGACUAAAUUUGCGUCGCGCAUACUGUGCUAUUGACUAAAUUUGCGUCGCACAUACAGUGGUGAUAACGAAAAUUGCGUCGCGAAUACUGUGCUAUUGACUAAAUUUGCAUCGCGCAUACUGUGCUAUUGACUAAAUUUGCAUCGUGCAUACUGUGCUAUUGACUAAAUUUGCGUUGCGCAUACUGUGCUGAUGUCGAAAUUUGUGUCACGCAUACAGUGGUGUUAAUGAAAAUUUCGCAGUUCAUACUGCUUAUGAGAAUUUCAGCACAUAUUGUGCUAUUGACUAAAUUUGCAUCGCGCAUACUGUGCUGAUGAUGAAAAUCGCGUUGCGUGUACUGUACUGAUGUCGAAAUUUGUGUCAUGCGUAUUGUGUUUUACUAAAUUUGUGUCACGUGUAUUGUGCUGACUAAAUUUGCAUCAUGUUUGUGUGUACUGUGCUAGUGAUGAAAUUUGCGUUGCACAUACAGUGCUGAUAAUGAAAAUUGCGCACAUACUGCGUAUACUUUAUUAAUUCCACACUGUACAUUCUGCCUCUUCACAGUCAAACAAUGGAAGAGGACAAUGUCUUUGAAGACGCAAAAUCAAUUUCCCAUUUUCAACAUUUUACUUUAAUAAAACAAAUUUUAGUUUUUUUUUUUUUUUUUAUUAUGUUUUUUAGGUUAAGCCCAGCAGUGAAUUGAAGCUUGCUUACUAUUAACCAGAAUUCCUUAUUGUCUGUGUCAGACUGCGAUAGGACGCUGUCUUGGCAUGUCGAGAGCUGCAGUUGGGCAGCACGUUUUGAUGUGUGUCUGACCCUGCUGCCAAGUAUAAAGUAAAUCUGUUGCAUGGACAAAACUGUAUCUCAGUGUCUCGCACUCGGAGCCCAAAUAAAUCUAUUUUGACGUUACAAACAGUUGUGUUUAGGUCAUUAAUAUUUCAUGUGGAACACUGUGAC
Myxocyprinus asiaticus (Chinese sucker) is the source of this 5599-nucleotide messenger RNA. Its product is annotated as F-box-like/WD repeat-containing protein TBL1X. Gene Ontology annotation, cellular component: histone deacetylase complex. Lineage: Eukaryota; Metazoa; Chordata; Actinopteri; Cypriniformes; Catostomidae. Gene Ontology annotation, molecular function: protein binding; transcription corepressor activity. The transcript has 15 exons. Gene Ontology annotation, biological process: regulation of transcription by RNA polymerase II. Bases 312 to 1844 code for a protein of 510 amino acids. The record is from RefSeq and is a predicted model, not a curated record.